This is a messenger RNA of Acanthopagrus latus (yellowfin seabream), 19922 nucleotides long. RefSeq names its product plectin-like. The transcript has 37 exons. Gene Ontology annotation, biological process: intermediate filament bundle assembly; wound healing; hemidesmosome assembly. Lineage: Eukaryota; Metazoa; Chordata; Actinopteri; Spariformes; Sparidae. Bases 317 to 18049 code for a protein of 5910 amino acids. Gene Ontology annotation, cellular component: sarcolemma; keratin filament; cytoskeleton. The record is from RefSeq and is a predicted model, not a curated record. Gene Ontology annotation, molecular function: structural constituent of cytoskeleton; cadherin binding; structural constituent of muscle.
ACUGUUCAUUCCCAGCCACGCUGAAUGCAGGGGGACAGCGCGCUUUUAACUUUUUUUUAAGUCCGAUUUCACAGAGGAGUAUUCCUUUUCUUCACGAUAUCCAAAGGAUCGGCAAGAACAAGAGGGAAAAAAAGUAAGAGAAAAAGAUUACAUGGAUUUCUUCUUGUAUUCUUUCUGAUUGAAUUAAGGAGCACGUGACAGCUGGUUCUGUGCCACUGGAUUCUCACACAAAGAGGCGUGAGGUUAUCUUAUUUAUCUUCCUUUCAUGUUGUUAUUUUCAGUUUUGCUUUGAGAAAGUUUACUGACAAAAGGCACAAUGGUUGCUGGAAUGCUGAUGCCCUUGCGGGACCUAAGGGCCAUCUAUGAAGUCCUGUUUCGAGAUGGUGUCAUAGUGGCCAAGAAGGACAAGAGGCCUCAGACCAAACACCCUGAGGUAGAAAGUGUGAGCAACCUACAAGUGAUCCGUGCCAUGGGGUCUCUUAAAUCGAGGGGCUUUGUUAAGGAGACAUUCGCCUGGAGACAUUUCUACUGGUACCUGACCAACGAGGGCAUUGUUUACCUGCGUGACUACCUCCACCUCCCCGCUGAAAUUGUUCCUGCCUCCCUUCAGAGGGUUAGGAAGCCAGCUGCCACCUUGGCCAUUGCCCAUCGGGCUGCACGGGUCCAAUCUGUGGAAGGUCCUACAUCAUACGUUCCUAAGCCAGGACGCAGAGGUGAAGCAGAAAGCCAAGAGGCUGUGGCCGAGCGUCAAGGUUACCGCCAUAAGAUGAUGGGUACCCGAGAAAGAGAGAGGGAAACCUACUCUGAUAGGACCCCCAGGUUUAGGGGUCGUCCACUGGCUGCAGAACCAGUCAGGCCAAAAGCAUCAUGGGAAGUAGAGGACCAGCCUCAGCCUCUGUUUAGAAAGGGGAACAGCUUCAGAAGUGAAACAGCUGUGAUGGAGGAGGGCAGGGUGAAAACAAUCUCUCACCAGCAGCGUGAUGUGAGAAGCGAGAGGUCAGUUACAGUGUCACAGGAGAGAAAAGUGUACGAAGUCCAAAAGGAAAAGGCUCCAUCUGUCCAGGUUCAGAGAGCAGCUUUGAAACAGGAAAUCUUGCAGACCACUCUGACAUCAGCAUCCUCCGAAAAAGCCCUACCAUUAACUGUGGCUGCUGAAGCUACAGGUGCUGCAACAUCAAAGAUUCUAGCCGAACCCUCUGCUUCCAAAACAAACAAAGAGAAGCUUAAGAUCGAAGAUGAAACAACCUCCAUUAAGUCCGGUAGAAUGGUAUCAAGCCAUUUAGAAAUCACAACACUUCCUGAGAAAAAGGUCAAAGAGGAGAAGACGACAAAAGCAAUUGCGGAUCCAGUUAAAUCUGCAAAGGCCAAAGCCACAUCUGAAAUGGUAACCGAUGAUGUAAAGCCCCAAACAGUUAUUACAACUACUGCUGCUCAGGUAACCUCCAAACCCCUGAGUGACACUGUCACUGCUGCCGCUGUCCUCACAACGUCUUUGAAUAAAGAUGUCAAGGAAGGGAGGACAAAAAAAGUGACUGUGGAUCCGGUUAAACCUGCAGAGAUUAAGGCUGUGUCUGAAAAAACAGCUGAUGAAGUUAAGCCCCAAACAUUAAUUACAAUGGCUGCUGCUCAGGAAAUCUCCAAACCCCUCUCUGGCACAGUUGCUGCUUCCCCUGUCAACACAGCACCUGUCAAUAAAGAUGUCAAGGGAGAGAAAGCAGAAAAGGUGAUCUUGGAUCCAGUGAAACCUGCAGUGGGCAAGCCUAAACUGGAAACAGCAAUUGAUAAAGUAAAGCCCCAAGCAGUUAUUACAGUGGCUGCUGCUCAGGAACCCUCUAAACUCCUUACUGACACUGUCAGUACUGCCCCUGUCAUCACGACACCUGUCAAUAAAGACGUCAAGGAAGAGAAGACAGAAAGGGUGAUCAAAGAUCCAGUUAAAUCUGCAGAGGUCAAGGCUAAACCAGAAGCAGCAACUGAAAGAGUGAAAGCCCAAGCGGUUAUCACAGUGGCUGCUUCGGAAUCCUCCAAGCCCCAUACUGACUCUGCCACCGCCACCCCUCUCAGCACAGCACCUGUCAAAAAAGAUGUCAAGAAAGAGAAGACAGAAAGGGUGAUCAAGGUUCCAGUUGAAUCUGCAGAGGUCAUGGCUAAAGCCGAAGCGGCGACUGAUAAAGUGAAGGUCCAGGUGGCUAACACUGCUCUGGAAUCCUCUGAACCCCAUACUGACACUGAAACCGCCACCGCUGUCAUCAUAACACCUGUCAAAAAGGAUGUCAAGGAAGAGAAGCUGAAGAAAACAAAGGCGAAUGAUGAAUCAGUAAAACCUGCAGAAGUGAAGACCCCGGUUGAAUCUAAAAUAGAUCCUAGCCGGGCCAAGAAAACUGCCAAGCUAACUGCCACUCAGGACACCACCAAACCCCCCCCUGACAGCACCACCAGCGAGCCUGUGUUGCCCGAUGCUGCAGUAAAGGAGAUCUCUAAAGUUAAAGUGACUCAGGAGGCUGUGGAUGUUAAAGUGACCUCAGUGAAUCUCUCAGCAAAGCCCAAAAAUGAUGAAGUGCCCCAGAAAGCUGCUAUGCUGUCUGAGUCCUCGAUACUUGAAGUUAAAACUACUCUCAGUACAACAACUCUCUCAGCACCUGUCACUAGUGCUGAAUACACAAAACCCACCCAAGGGAAAGCUCCUGAAAUGAAGGUGAUUACAAAACAAGAUAAGACAGAUGUAAAGGUGCUCCCUCCUGUGGAGAAAGAGGAACAACUAGUGCCAGGUGAGGCCCCUAGAGUCCAAGUACAGGGCCCCUCGUUAGCAAAAAAAGACUCAUCUUCAGCUCAGCAGAGUCAAAAUGGUGCCACCACAGAGGCGAUUACUGAAACCAAAGACUUGGUUGAGGGAAGAUCUAAAUCAAAGAAAAAGAAAAAGAAAUCUCCAAGUGAGAUGUCCAAGACUAUCAAAGCUGAGGAACAACUUGACUCAAAGUUGGAGGAGGAAAAAAUCUUGACGGAUAAGCCCCGUAAGGAGGAGGCUGAAAAUACCCUCCAACCCACACCAGUGAUGACCUCAGAGUCGCUGACUGUGUGCACGAGCAAGGAGAGUUAUGGGGCAUCACCUCUGGUGGAAAGAAAGACUCGAGUGGAAAAAAAUGUUGAUGGAGUGAAGAUUAAGGAAGUCCCUCAACAAAGUAAUGAAAAGCCAGUAAUGGAAGUUCUUAAACAAACUGCCAAACAGAGUAUUUCUGAAGCAGCAUCACUGCCUUUGGAUCAAAUCCCAGCAGUGCCCCCGGUGGAGCUUCCGAACAUUGCACAAGUAAAAGAGAGGGUUGUGGACAGCGCAGUCAGCAAAAAGACACAGGGACCAGUAGGCUCCAAGGACCAGUUACAGGCUAAACUGCCCCACAUGGAGCCAUUGAAAUCUGAGGAAAUCACAGUCACUGAAGUGGAAACAGUAACGGUGCAGAAAAUAACUCAAGUGGAAAUUAAACAAGCAAGCCCUAAACCUGAAGAGAAAAUCCUCACACCUUUGACAGAACCUGAGAAGCUCAUUGUUGAGACUAAAUCCCCCGUAAGCGCAGAGAAAACUGCAGAGGGAUCUUCAAAGGGUCGGAAGAAAGGGAAAGGGAGAAAGCAGGUUCAGACACCAGCCUCAGACACUAUAAACACAAAGCCUGUCUUUACGCCUGAGGCAGAAACAUUACCGUCCACUAACAUUACAUCAUUGCCCAGGGACAGCCCUGUCACGGCCUCUGAACCGAGUGUUCCUCCAAAGAUGACUCCUGAAAGAAUGUGCAUUGAGGAAACUGGGCAGGCAGCAGCUGUGCUCUCUGAGGCCCCAACAGACAAAGGGGAGGUGGAGCCAGCACCGCUCUGUGCGAAAAAAAUCAAGCGGGAGGUUCCGAAACCAAAAACAUCCUCCACUGCGAGGGAAGCACACGCAGCCGGAGAAUUAGCGUCAGCAGCACCAGUGGUAACAGCAGAGGCAGCUGUAGCUCAGGCACAGGCCAGCCCCCUAGCCAAGCAAGAGGAGCCUCCCAAAGUUGCACAACAUUCGGCCAGUCAGGCAGCAGAGCGCAGCACAGAGAAAAAGCUCUCUGUUUCCAAGGCCUCGGAGCAGGAGGAAGAGAAGAAGAGGGACUUGGAGAAGGACACACCCUCUGCCACUGCCACACCCGCAGCAGCACAGCCUGACCAGCCUCACCUGGGGGACACCUGUGACUCUGUAAACACUGACACAGACGAGGCCGCCAUGAAGAGGAAGAUUGUAGUAGUGGAGGAAAUAGUUGAGGUGAAACAACUUAUUAGUCCUCAGGCAACUGGGGAGCAGUCACCUCCUCCACCUGUGCAACAUGAGGCGGAAGGAGAGGAACUGGACCUGGAUGUUCUGGAAGCCAUCGCCAUAGAGCGGGCGCUUUUGUCAGGGGCGGCGGGGGUCAAGGUGCAGGGAGCCUCACCUGAUGAAGACUGGGACCACUCACUGGAGGAGCCAGAGGAGAAGACGUGGCCAAACUUCGUUGAAGAUGAACGAGAUCGAGUACAGAAAAAGACCUUCACAAAAUGGGUGAACAAGCACUUGAUAAAGCAUCGGAGGGCGGCAGAGUCGCAGCGCCAAGUGACAGACCUGUAUGAAGACCUCCGAGAUGGACAUAACCUGAUCUCGCUGCUGGAGGUCCUCUCUGGGGAAACACUGCCGAGGGAGAGAGACGUGGUCAGGAGCGUUCGGUUGCCCAGAGAGAAAGGCCGCAUGCGAUUCCACAAACUGCAGAAUGUACAGAUAGCACUGGACUUCCUCAAACACCGACAGGUCAAGCUGGUCAACAUCAGAAAUGAUGACAUCGCGGAUGGGAACCCCAAGCUGACUCUGGGGUUAAUAUGGACCAUCAUCCUCCACUUCCAGGUCUCCUCCUCUAUCUCCGACAUUCAGAUCAACGGCCAGUCAGAAGACAUGACGGCCAAGGAGAAGCUGCUGCUCUGGUCCCAGAGGAUGACGGACGGCUACCAGGGCAUCCGCUGCGACAACUUCACCACCAGCUGGAGGGACGGCAAGCUCUUCAACGCCGUCAUACACAAACACUAUCCCAGACUCGUCGACAUGGGCAGAGUGUACCGACAGACCAACCUGGAGAACCUGGAACAGGCCUUCGGUGUGGCGGAGAGAGACCUGGGAGUGACACGCCUCCUGGACCCCGAGGAUGUCGACGUCCCACACCCCGACGAGAAGUCCAUCAUCACUUAUGUGUCAUCCCUGUACGAUGCCAUGCCACGGGUUGAUGUGCACGAUGGCGCCAGAGCAAACGAGCUGGAGCUGCGCUGGCAGGAGUACUACGAGCUGGUGACACUUCUGCUCCAGUGGAUCCGCCACCAUGUCACCAUCUUCGAGGAGAGGAAGUUCCCUGGCAGCUAUGAGGAGAUAGAGCUUCUUUGGCGGCAGUUCUUGAAGUUCAAAGAGACUGAGCUGCCAGUGAAGGAGACGGACAAGAACCGGUCAAAACACAUCUACCAGUCCUUUGAGAGUGCCGUGCAGGCUGGUCAGGUGAAGGUCCCUCCAGGCUACCAUCCCAUUGAUGUGGAGAAAGAAUGGGGUCGACUUCAUGUGGCCAUUCUGGAAAGAGAACGUCUGCUCAGGAUAGAGUUUGAAAGACUCGAGAGGCUCCAGAGGAUUGUCAGUAAAGUCCAGAUGGAGUCGGGGUUGUGUGAUGAGCAGCUCAGUCACCUGGAGACCCUGCUGCAGAUGGACAUUCGUCUGCUGAGCGCAGGGAAGCCAGCUCAGCACACGGCAGAGGUGGAGAGGGAGCUGGACAAGGCAGUCAACAUGAUCCGCCUGCUCUUCAAUGAUGUGCAGGUGCUCAAGGAUGGGCGCCACCCUCAGGCAGAACAGAUGUACCGCAGGGUUUACCGGCUCGAUGAGCGCCUGGUGAACCUGCGCAGCGAUUACAACCUCCGUCUGAAGUCUGCUGUGACCACCGUCAAGGUCCCCAUGCAGCAGACCACCCAGCAGACCAUGAAGGUGCGGCCUGAGCUGGACGAUGUGACCCUUCGCUACAUCCAAGACCUCUUGGCCUGGGUGGAGGAAAACCAGCAUCGCAUUGAUGAAGCCCAGUGGGGCUCUGAUCUGCCCUCUGUGGAGUCCCAGCUGGGCAGCCACAGAGGCCUGCACCAGACUGUGGAGGACUUCCGAUCCAAGAUCGAACGGGCCCGCGCUGAUGAGACGCAGCUGUCUCCUGUCAGCAAGGGUGCGUACAGAGAUUACCUGGGUAAACUGGACCUUCAGUAUGGCAAACUACUGAACUCUUCCAAGUCCCGCCUAAGGAACUUGGAUUCCCUCCACGCCUUCGUCAGCGCUGCCACUAAGGAACUGAUGUGGUUAAAUGACAAAGAAGAGGAGGAGGUCAACUUCGACUGGAGUGACAGGAACAGCAACAUGACGGCCAAGAAAGACAACUACUCUGGUCUGAUGCGAGAGCUGGAGCUGAGGGAGAAGAAGGUCAACGACAUCCAGGCCACGGGAGACAAGUUAGUCAGGGAUGGACAUCCUGGCAAGAAGACAGUUGAGUCCUUCACAGCUGCCCUGCAGACUCAGUGGAGCUGGAUCCUGCAGCUGUGCUGCUGUAUCGAAGCUCAUCUCAAAGAAAACACAGCCUACUACCAGUUCUUUGCCGAUGUUAAAGAGGCUCAGGACAAGAUGAAGAAAAUGCAGGAGAACAUGAAAAAGAAGUACAGUUGUGAUCGCUCCACCACUGCCACGCGGCUGGAGGACCUGCUGCAGGAUGCUGUGGAGGAGAGAGAACAGCUGAAUGAAUUCAAGACCCUUGCAACCGGCCUGAACAAGAGAGCCAAGUCCAUCAUCCAGCUCAAACCACGAAACCCCACCCACUCAAUCAAAGGCAAACUGCCCAUUCAGGCUGUCUGCGACUUCAAGCAGCAGGAGAUCACCGUUCACAAAGGCGAUGAGUGCGCGCUCCUCAACAACUCUCAGCCCUUCAAGUGGAAGGUCCUGAACCGCUCUGGACACGAGGCGGUGGUGCCCUCCGUCUGCUUCAUGGUGCCGCCAGUCAACAAGGAGGCGAUGGACGGCGUGGCCAGUCUGGAUGCAGGUCAUCAGCAGAUGGUCUCUAUGUGGCAGAGGCUCCAUGUAGACAUGAAGAGCUUGCUGUCAUGGCAGUACCUGAUGAGAGACUACACACAGAUCCGCUCCUGGAACAUCACCAUGUUAAAGACCAUGAAACCAGAGGAAUACCGGCUGGUGAUGAGGAACCUGGAGCUCCACUACCAGGACUACAUGCGGGACAGCCAGGACUCGCAGCUCUUCGGCCCAGAUGACCGCAUGCAGAUCGAGGAGGACUACACCAAGUCCACCCAGCAUUUCGACAGCCUCAUUCGCUCCAUGGAGAAAGGACUAAUGGUUGUUAGGCACAAAGGUCAACAGGAUGAGACUCUGUGUAAGAACUACCUCUCUGAGAUCAAGGACCUGCGUCUGCGUAUCGAGGACUGCGAGGCCGGGACUGUGGCCCGCAUACGCAGACCUGUGGAGAAGGAACCUCUGAAAGAGUGCGUCCAGAAGACAACGGAGCAGAAGAAAGUCCAGGUGGAGCUUGAAGGUCUCAAGAAGGACCUGAACAAGGUGUCCGCAAAGACAAAAGAGGUCUUGGCCUCCCCCCAGCAGACUGCCUCUGCUCCCGUCCUGCGCUCAGAGCUCGACCUCACCGUGGAGAAGAUGGAUCACACCCACAUGCUCUCCUCUGUUUAUCUCGAGAAGCUGAAGACUGUGGAAAUGGUCAUCCGUAACACACAGGGCGCCGAGGGAGUUCUCAAGCAGUAUGAGGACUGCCUGCGCGAGGUUCACACCGUCCCCAAUGAUGUCAAGGAAGUUGAGACUUACAGAACAAAGCUCAAGAAAAUGCGAGCCGAGGCUGAGGGCGAACAGCCAGUGUUUGACUCUCUGGAAGCAGAGCUGAAGAAGGCCACUGCCGUGAGCGACAAGAUGUCCCGCGUCCACAGCGAGCGCGACGCUGAGCUGGACCACUACCGCCAGCUCCUGUCCAGCCUCCAGGACCGCUGGAAGGCCGUGUUCUCACAGAUUGACCUUCGCCAGAGAGAGCUAGAGCAGCUCGGCCGCCAGCUGGGCUACUAUCGCGAGAGCUACGACUGGCUGAUCCGCUGGAUCAACGACGCCAAGCAAAGGCAGGAGAAGAUCCAGGCUGUGACCAUCACUGACAGCAAGACUCUGAAAGAACAGCUGGCUCAGGAGAAGAAACUGCUGGAGGAGGUUGAGGGCAACAAAGACAAAGUUGAUGAGUGUCAAAAAUAUGCUAAAGCAUACAUUGAUACCAUUAAGGACUACGAACUCCAGCUGGUGGCCUACAAAGCUCAGGUGGAGCCUCUUGCUUCUCCCUUGAAGAAAACCAAACUGGAUUCUGCUUCUGACAACAUCAUUCAGGAGUAUGUCACACUGAGGACCAAGUACAGUGAGCUGAUGACUCUGACGAGUCAGUACAUCAAGUUCAUCACCGACUCGCAACGCCGCUUGGAGGACGAGGAGAAAGCUGCAGAGAAACUCAAAGCGGAAGAGCAGAAAAAAAUGGCCAUGAUGCAGGCCGAGUUAGACAAACAGAAGCAGUUAGCUGAAGUUCACGCAAAGGCCAUUGCCAAAGCUGAGAAAGAGGCUCAAGAGCUGAAGCUCAGAAUGCAGGAAGAAGUAAACAGGAGAGAAGAUGCUGUUGUAGAUGCAGAAAAGCAAAAGCACAACAUCCAGCUGGAACUGCACGAGCUCAAAAACCUCUCGGAGCAGCAAAUCAUGGACAAAAGUAAGCAGGUGGACGACGCUCUUCAAAGCAGAGUCAAGAUUGAGGAGGAAAUCCGCCUCAUCAGACUCCAACUUGAGACAACCGUAAAGCAAAAAUCUACUGCGGAAUCUGAGCUCAAGCAACUUCGUGACCGAGCAGCUGAGGCAGAGAAACUCCGAAAGGCCGCCCAGGAAGAAGCUGAGAAGCUCCGCAAACAAGUCAACGAGGAGACCCAGAAAAAGCGCAUGGCAGAAGAGGAGCUCAAACGCAAAGCCGAGGCAGAGAAGGAAGCUGCUAAGCAAAAGCAGAAAGCUCUGGAAGACCUUGAAAACCUCAAGAGGCAGGCCGAGGAGGCAGAAAGGCAAGUGAAGCAAGCAGAGAUUGAAAAGGAGAGACAAAUCCAGGUUGCUCAUGUGGCAGCCCAAAAAAGUGCUGCAGCUGAGCUUCAGAGCAAACACAUGUCCUUUGUGGAAAAGACCUCGAAGUUAGAGGAAUCACUCAAACAAGAGCAUGGUGCUGUCCUUCAGCUGCAACAUGAAGCAGCAGCUCUCAAGAAACAACAGGAGGAUGCGGAAAGGGCCAGAGAAGAAGCCGAAAAAGAGCUCGAGAAAUGGAGGCAGAAAGCCAACGAGGCGCUCCGUCUAAGACUCCAGGCUGAGGAAGAAGCCCACAAAAAGAGCCUUGCUCAAGAAGAUGCUGAGAAACAAAAGGAGGAGGCUGAGCGUGAGGCUAAAAAGAGAGCCAAAGCUGAAGAUUCAGCCCUUAAGCAGAAAGAAAUGGCUGAGAAUGAACUCGAGAGGCAGAGGAAGGUUGCUGAGAGCACAGCCCAGCAGAAACUGACUGCAGAACAGGAGCUGAUCCGACUUAGGGCAGACUUUGACAAUGCAGAACAGCAGAGAUCCCUCCUUGAAGAUGAACUUUACCGCCUGAAGAAUGAAGUUGUUGCUGCUCAGCAACAGAGGAAGCAGCUGGAGGAUGAACUGGCCAAAGUGAGGAGUGAAAUGGAUGUACUCAUUCAGCUUAAAUCCAAGGCAGAAAAGGAGACCAUGUCCAACUCAGAGAGGAGCAAACAGCUUCUUGAGGUUGAAGCCACCAAGAUGAGGGACCUGGCUGAGGAAGCGAGCAAGCUUCGAGCCAUUGCAGAGGAGGCCAAGCAUCAGCGUCAAGUUGCUGAGGAAGAGGCCGCUCGCCAGAGAGCAGAGGCCGAAAGGAUCCUCAAAGAGAAGCUGGCUGCAAUCAGCGAUGCAACUCGUUUAAAAACAGAGGCUGAAAUUGCCCUGAAAGAGAAGGAGGCAGAAAACGAAAGACUCCGACGGCAAGCUGAGGAUGAGGCUUACCAGAGGAAAGCUCUUGAAGACCAGGCCAACCAGCACAAGCAACAGAUUGAAGAAAAGAUCGUUCUACUCAAAAAAUCAUCUGAGGCUGAAAUGGAGAGACAGAGGGCCAUUGUGGAUGACACACUCAAACAGAGGCGAGUCGUCGAGGAAGAAAUCCGAAUUCUUAAACUCAACUUUGAAAAGGCUUCAUCUGGAAAACUGGAUCUGGAGCUAGAGCUGAACAAGCUGAAGAACAUUGCAGAGGAAACUCAACAAAGCAAACUCCGAGCAGAGGAGGAGGCAGAAAAACUAAGGAAGCUUGCCCUUGAGGAGGAGAAGAGGAGGAGGGAAGCAGAGGAAAAGGUUAAGAAGAUUGCCGCUGCAGAGGAGGAGGCAGCCAGACAACGCCAGGCAGCCCAAGAUGAGCUCGAUCGUUUGAAAAAGAAAGCCGAGGAAGCCAGAAAGCAGAAAGACGAUGCUGACAAAGAAGCAGAGAAACAGAUCUUAAUGGCCCAACAAGCAGCCCAGAAAUGCAGUGCGGCUGAGCAACAAGUCCAAAGUGUCCUUGCUCAACAGAAGGAAGAUACCAUCAUGCAGACAAAGCUUAAAGAAGAGUACGAGAAAGCCAAGAAGCUUGCCAAACAGGCAGAGGCUGCCAAGGAGAAGGCAGAGAGGGAGGCAGCUCUCCUUCGUCAACAAGCAGAGGAAGCAGAGCGACAAAAGGCAGCAGCUGAGCAAGAAGCUGCAAACCAAGCCAAAGCUCAGGAGGAUGCUGAGAGGUUGAGGAAGGAGGCUGAAUUUGAAGCAGCUAAACGAGCACAAGCAGAAAAUGCGGCACUCAAGCAGAAGCAGCAAGCCGAUGCUGAAAUGGCGAAGCACAAAAAACUGGCAGAGCAAACAUUAAAACAGAAGUUCCAAGUGGAGCAAGAGCUCACAAAGGUUAAACUCAAGCUUGAUGAAACCGAUAAGCAGAAAUCCGUCCUUGAUGAAGAGCUGCAGCGCUUGAAGGAUGAGGUUGACGAUGCUGUCAAACAAAGGGGCCAGGUGGAGGAGGAGCUGUUGAAAGUCAAGGUGCAGAUGGAGGAACUUCUCAAAUUAAAACUCAGGAUUGAGGAGGAAAAUCAACGCCUCAUCAAGAAAGACAAAGAUAACACACAAAAAUUCCUCGCCAAGGAGGCUGACAACAUGAAAAAGCUGGCAGAGGAUGCUGCUAGACUGAGUGUAGAGGCCCAGGAGGCUGCACGCUUGAGACAGAUUGCAGAAGAUGACCUCAAUCAACAACGAGCUCUUGCAGAUAAAAUGCUCAAAGAGAAAAUGCAGGCCAUACAAGAGGCAUCUAGACUUAGAGCUGAGGCCGAGAUGCUCCAAAGGCAGAAGGACUUGGCUCAGGAGCAGGCACAGAAGCUGCUGGAGGAUAAACAACUGAUGCAACAGCGUCUGGACGAGGAAACCGAGGAAUACCAGAAGUCACUUGAAGCAGAAAGGAAAAGGCAGCUGGAGAUCAUUGCUGAAUCCGAAAAACUCAAGCUUCAGGUUUCUCAGCUCAGUGAAGCCCAGGCUAAAGCCCAAGAGGAGGCUAAAAAGUUCAAGAAACAAGCUGAUUCGAUUGCAUCCCGCCUUCAUGAGACUGAACUAGCCACCCAAGAAAAAAUGACUGUAGUGGAAAAACUGGAAGUCGCGAGACUUACUUCCAGCAAAGAGGCUGACGAUUUACGCAAAGCUAUUGCAGACCUAGAGAAGGAGAAGUCUAGACUGAAAAAAGAGGCUGAAGACCUUCAAAAUAAGUCUAAAGAGAUGGCUGAUGCACAGCAGAAACAAAUCGAACAUGAGAAGACAGUUCUCCAGCAGACAUUCCUGUCAGAAAAGGAAAUGCUGUUGAAGAAGGAGAAGCUCAUUGAAGAAGAGAAAAAGAGGCUGGAGAGCCAGUUUGAAGAAGAAGUCAAAAAGGCCAAAGCUCUCAAAGACGAACAGGAACGCCAGAAACAGCAGAUGGAGGAUGAGAAGAAGAAACUCCAGGCUACCAUGGAUGCUGCCCUCAACAAACAAAAAGAGGCUGAGAAAGAGAUGCAUAACAAGCAAAAAGAAAUGAAGGAAUUGGAGAGGAAGAGACUGGAGCAGGAAAGGAUUCUUGCAGAAGAGAAUCAGAAACUGCGUGAGAAGCUGCAACAGCUUGAGGAAGCACAGAAAGACCAACCAGACAAAGAGGUCAUCCAUGUAACAAUGGUUGAGACAACAAAGAAUGUUUACAAUGGCCAAAAUGUCGGUGAUGUGGUAGACAGUGCAGAGAAGAAACCAGAUCCCUUGGCUUUCAACGGAAUCCGUGAAAAGGUACCUGCAAGCAGACUUCAUGACCUCGGUCUUUUACCCAAGAAGGACUUUGACAAGCUGAAAAAUGGCAAAACCACUGUGCAAGAACUUGGCCAGACAGAAAAUCUUCAAAAAAUUCUUAAAGGAAAGAAUGGCAUUGCUGGUGUUUUGACACCAUCUAAUCAAAAACUGUCGAUCUAUCAAGCAUCAAAAGAGAAGAAGAUUACUCCAGGCACAGGCAUAAUCCUUCUUGAAGCCCAAGCAGCUACUGGUUCUAUUUUAGACCCCAUUAAGAACCAGAAACUUUCCGUUAAUGAAGCUGUCAAGGAAGGCGUAAUUGGCCCCGAACUGCACAACAAAAUGCUUUCAGCUGAGAGGGCAGUUGUUGGCUACAAAGAUCCAUACACUGGUGGGAAGAUCUCUGUCUUUGAAGCAAUGAAGAAGGGUCUGAUAGAACAUGAUCAUGCCAUCAGAGUCCUUGAAGCUCAAUGUGCAACCGGUGGCAUCAUCGACCCCAUCAACAGUCACCGUGUACCUAAUGAAAUAGCCUACAAACAGGGACAAUAUGAUCACGAAAUGAACAAAAUUAUGGAAAAUCCUUCAGAUGACACAAAGGGAUACUUUGACCCCAGCACUCAGGAACCUUUGACAUAUUCUGAGCUGAUGAAGAGAUGCACCACUGACCCAGACACAGGCAUGCUACUACUGCCUAUCACAGACAAAGCUGCUCAGUGCUCAAGUAUAUACACAGAAGAGGAGACCAAGGAUGUGUUCAGCAAAACAACUGUGUCCGUGCCAUUUGGAAGAUUCAAGGGAAAGACUGUCACCAUAUGGGAAAUAAUCAAUUCUGAGUACUUCACAGAAGACCAGAAGAAGGACCUUCUCCGUCAAUACAAAACAGGCAAAAUCACAAUUGAGAAAAUCAUCAAGAUUGUGAUCACUGUGGCAGAGGAGAAAGAGAAGAAGAAUGAAAUUACCUUUGACGGUCUGAGAGCACCUGUCCCUGCCACUGAGCUCCUGGAAUCCAAAAUCAUUGAUAAAGACCUGUACAACAAAUUGCACAAGGGCAAUAAGACAGUCAAAGAGGUGUCUGAAAUGGAGCCUGUCCACAAAGCACUGAAGGGUACAAACUGCAUCGCAGGUGUAUUCAUUGAACCAUCCAAGGAGACAAUGUCCUUUUAUCAAGCUAUGAAGAAAGACAUGAUGAGGCCAGGACCUGCCUUGAAAAUGCUUGAAGCCCAAGCAGGAACCGGUUAUGUGGUUGACCCUGUUGAUAAUAAGAAGUACACUGUUGAUGAAGCUGUAAAAGCAGGUGUCGUUGGUCCUGAGCUGCAUGAAAAACUCCUGUCUGCAGAGCGAGCUGUGACCGGCUACAAAGACCCUUACACUGGGAAGACUGUAUCUCUGUUCCAGGCAAUGAAAAAAGAUCUCAUACCCAAAGAACAAGGAAUCCGGCUGCUUGAUGCCCAAAUGGCCACUGGUGGCAUUAUUGAUCCAGUAAACAGCCAUCACAUUCCUCAUGAUGUGGCCUGCAAGAGAAAUUAUUUUGAUGAUGAAAUGAAACAAAACCUCAGCAGCCCCACUGACGAAACUAAAUGCUUCUUUGACCCCAACACAAAAGAAAAUGUCACAUACCCAGAGCUCUUCAAGAGAUGUGUCACUGACAAGAAAACUGGCCUCCAGCUUCUGCCUCUUUCUGAAGAAGCCAUCAAUGCAAAGGAGGAGCUAGCAUACACUGAAGCCCAAACAAAAGAGGCUAUGACACAGGCAACUGUGGAACUUGACUCUGGACCAUUCAAGGGCAGGAAGAUGACCAUCUGGGAAAUUCUCAACUCUGAAUAUCUCACUGAGGAACAAAGGCUUGACUUGCUCAGACAGUUUAGGUCAGGAAAGAUUACAAUUGAAAAGAUUAUCAAGAUCAUGAUCACAGUUGUAAAUGAGAAAGAGGCCCAGAAACAAGAAAAGACCAGCUUCAAGGGACUCAGAGCCCCUGUCCCAGCAGACUCUCUGUAUGAUUCCAAAAUUAUUGACAAGUCAACCUUUGACCUCCUUAAACAAGGCAAAACAACACCCAAACAAGUCAGCAAGAAUCCUGAUGUCAAUAAAUACCUCCAAGGCUCUGAUAGCAUUGCUGGCAUUUGCCUGGGCCCAACAAAAGACACAAUGAGCAUUUAUGAGGCAAUGAAGAAAAAGCUCCUCAGACACAACACAGGUCUUUCACUUCUUGAGGCCCAGGCUGCCACUGGGUUCAUGGUGGAUCCAGUGAAAAAACAGUGUCUGUCAGUAGAUGAGGCAGUGAAGUCAGGCCUUGUUGGUCCAGAGCUACAUGAAAAACUCCUGUCUGCAGAAAAAGCCGUCACUGGCUAUAAAGAUCCAUUCACAGGCAACAAAGUCUCCCUCUUUGAAGCAAUGCAAAAAGAUCUCAUCUUGAAAGAGCAUGCAAUGCCAAUGUUAGAAGCACAGAUGGUUAGUGGAGGAAUCAUCGACCCUGUAAACAGCCACCGUGUCCCAAUUGAUGUUGCAUAUCAGAAGAACAUAUUCAACCAAAAAACUGCCAAGAACCUGUCCGAGCCAUCUAAUGAGAACAAGGCUUACUCAGACCCAGAAACUGAUGAGAAUGUGACCUACAAACAGCUUAAAGACAAGUGCCAGAAAGAUCCAGAGACAGGCCUUUACAUCCUCCCACUCUCCAAACCUCAGUCUCCUACUGUUGUGGAAAAGACUUACCUCUACACAGAGGAACAAACACAGAGUGAUCUGGCCAGCACCCAGAUUGACAUUCCAAUUGAGGGCUUUGCUGAUAAACCAAUGAACCUCUGGGAUAUCAUGAACUCAAAUUUGCUUCCAGAUCAGGAGAGGCAGAGGCUCAUGGAAGAAUAUCGCUCUGGUAAUAUCACUAAAGAGCGUAUGAUCAUCAUUAUCAUUGAGAUCAUGGAGCAGAGAGAGAUCAUCAGAAAUGAUAGUCCACUGUCAUAUAAGACUAUCAGGAGAAGGAUAACCAUUGAGGAGCUCUACAAUGCCCGGAUCAUUGAUUUGGAGACAUACAACCUCAUUAAACAGGGCAAGAGAGACAUCCGUGACAUAAUGGAGAUGACCAGUGUGAAACAGUAUCUCUAUGGCACAGGCUGUGUGGCUGGGGUCACAACUGACUCAAGCUCCAAGAUGAGCAUAUACCAAGGAAUGAAGAGAGGUUUCAUUAAACCAGAAGUAGCCCUCAGUCUCCUAGAAGCACAAGCUGCAACAGGAUUCAUUGUCGAUCCAGUUAAAAAUGAAACACUCACAGUUGACGAAGCUGUCCGUAAGGGUAUUGUUGGCCCUGAGAUCCAUGAUAAACUUCUUUCAGCUGAGAGAGCAGUCACAGGAUACAAAGAUCCAUACAGUGGGAAAAUUAUCUCUCUUUUCCAGGCCAUGAAGAAGGACCUUGUCCCAGAGGAUUACGCUCUGAAAAUGUUGGAGGCACAAACUGCCACUGGUGGCAUUAUUGAUCCUGAAUUCCAGUUCCACUUGCCAGCAGAUGUUGCCAUGCAAAGAGGUUAUAUCAAUAAGGAAACCAAUGAAAAGCUGACUGACAGUGUCAAAGGAUUUGUUGACCCUGUCACUGAGGAGAACUUGUCUUAUGCACAGCUGCUCAAGAGAUGCAAGUUAGAUGGUGGGUUACGCCUACUCUCCCUAGGAGACAAGAGACUGAUGUUCAAGGGUCUGAGGAAACAGAUCACAAUGGAGGAGCUGCUCCGCUCACAAAUUAUUGACCAGCAGACAGUCACUGAACUGAAUGAGGGUCUUAUUUCAGUGGAGGAGGUCAGCAGUAGACUAUCAAGGUACCUCGAGGGCACAAGCUGCAUUGCUGGUGUAUUUUUGGAGACUUCAAAGGAGCGUCUGUCAAUUUACCAGGCCAUGAAGAAGAACAUGAUUAGGCCAGGCACUGCAUUUGAACUCCUUGAGGCCCAGGCAGCCACAGGCUACGUCAUUGAUCCAAUCAAAAACCUCAAACUGACUGUCAGUGAAGCAGUGAGAAUGGGAAUUGUAGGACCAGAAUUCAAAGACAAGCUCCUCUCUGCUGAGCGUGCAGUGACAGGAUACAGAGAUCCUUAUUCAGGCAAAACUAUCUCCCUGUUCCAGGCCAUGAAAAAGGGUCUAAUCCUGAAAGAUCACGGUAUCCGUCUCCUGGAAGCCCAGAUUGCCACUGGUGGAAUCAUUGACCCAGAGGAAAGUCACCGUGUGCCAGUCGAGGUGGCCUACAAACGUGGCUUCUUUGAUGAGGAAAUGAAUGAGAUCCUGACAGAUCCAUCUGAUGACACCAAAGGCUUCUUUGAUCCCAACACUGAGGAAAACCUUACCUACCUCGGGCUCAUGGAAAGGUGCAUCACUGAUCCUGACACUGGCCUGGUGCUCCUGCUACUGAAAGAAAAGAAGCGAGAAAGGAAGACCUCCUCCAAAUCCUCUGUUCGUAAACGCAGAGUUGUCAUCGUAGACCCAGAGACAGGCAAAGAAAUGACAGUGUAUGAGGCCUACAGGAAGGGACUCAUUGACCACCAAACCUACCUUGAGCUUGCUGAGCAGGAGUGUGAAUGGGAAGAGAUCACAAUGACCUCCUCUGAUGGUACUGUCAAGUCCAUUAUCAUUGACAGGAGGUCAGGGAGACAGUAUGAUGUUGACGAUGCUCUUGCGCGUGGCCUCAUUGACCAGAAUGCUCUUGAUACAUACAGAUCUGGAAACCUGGCCAUCACAGAAUUUGCUGACAUGCUCUCUGGAAACAUGGGAGGCUUCCGCUCCCGCUCAUCCUCCUUCGGAUCCACCACUGGUUCUACCUACUCGUCUCCCAUGAGCCCCAUACCCUCCAUUAAACCACCGGCAGUCAUAUGGAAUGAUCCAACAGAGGAGACAGGCCCCAUUGCUGGGAUCUUAGACAUAGACACACUGGAGAAGGUGUCAAUCACUGAGGCCAUACACAGAAACCUGGUAGACAACAUCUCAGGCCAAAGAUUGUUGGAGGCCCAAGCCUGCACUGGAGGAAUAAUUGACCCUACAACAGGGGAGAGAUUCUCAGUCACUGAUGCUACAGAAAAAGGCCUUGUAGAUAAAGUCAUGGUUGAUCGACUCAACCUGGCUCAAAAAGCAUUCAAUGGAUUUGAAGACCCCAGAACUAAAGUGAAGAUGUCUGCUUCUCAGGCUCUAAAGAAGGGCUGGUUGUACUAUGAGGCUGGGCAGCGUUUCCUUGAGAUCCAAUAUCUGACUGGAGGACUUAUUGAGCCUGAUGUUGAAGGCAGAGUGUCUCUGGACGAAUCCAUCAGGAAGGGCACGAUCGAUGCCCGCACUGCACAGAAACUGAGAGAUGUCAAUGCUUACUCUAAAUAUCUUACUGACCCCAAAACCAAACUGAAAAUCUCCUUCAAAGAUGCCAUGGACAAAAGCAUGGUCGAGGAAGGCUCCAGCCUAAGGCUCCUGGAGGCCUCCUCACAGUCCAGCAAAGGCCUCUACAGUCCUUACAAUGCCAGUAACCCUGGAUCUGCCUAUGGCUCUCGGACUGGCUCAAGGACUGGAUCCCGAACAGGCUCCAGGAGAGGCAGCAUUGAUGCUGGUUCUGGCUUCAGCAUGAACUUCUCAUCGUCCUCCUUCACAUCCUCUUCAACCGGCUACAGCCGCAGAUUCUGAUUAGCUAGUUCAGUUCCUAACAACUUUUGACUUAGAACCAACAAUACUAAUGCAAGUCACAGUUGCAUUUCACAUAGGAAAAAAAGAGUUACAAUAACAUAGAAAAUAUAAUUUAUUUAUUCUGCCCUGAAUAUUAUCACAUCAAAAGAAUUGCCUUGGCAAUGCAUUUUUUUCUAAUAGAACAGUUGUCUACACCUGUGCCUCAUAUAUAGAGACAUAACAAAGCAUUGCUAGAUAUAAAAUAUAUUAAUUUUCUUUUUAAAGUCACUUUAUAUUUUACAAAGCAAAACAUACAAUUUUCUGCUUUUUUAAGUGACUAUAGUUUUAAUUUGUUCAAAUAAUGUAUACUUGUGCUUUCUGAAACUAAUAUAUACUGUAAGUAUGUCAAACAGAAAUAUUUUUCCAGUAUUCCUUGUUUCCUUUAAAAUUCAAGAAUAUUUGUCUAUUUUUUAUCUUUUUGACAGUACUACUUAAUGCGAUAUUGUAUGUCAAUUUAGUUCUAAUGUUUUAAACAGACUCUAAAAUACAUAGAUGCCUUCAAAUCUCUGAAUGUUUGUAUAGAGAUUUUGUGUUAAUGUUUUCAUGUUAAAUGUUGCCUAACUUAAACGUACACUCAGUAAGAAUACACCUGUGAGACACUACCAAAUGAGACACAGUAGGAAUACAACACUGAUAAGAAGUGCCAGAAUUAAAAUUAUGCAGACUGCUCUGAAACCUGUUUCACAUGACAUUACCUUGUACUUAUGCCCACUUAUAGUCAGUGUGCUUUUGCAUCCUUUAACCUCAUUACACCAUUGUUUUAUACACUCCAAGUUUUGGAUUCUUUAUAUUCACCAUCGUUCAAGUGUUCCUGGUAAAUCCCAAGAUGAUGUCAGACUUCAUCCUGCUCUCCCAUACAGACCAGCCUCCUGUUAUUUUGGUUCUUGUGCCUCAGUCACCCAGAAUGCAACAUAAGAGCACUGAUACUCAGUUGGCCAGAGGAUACGAUCCCCUCAACUUGGAUGGGUUUGUGAGUCCCUGUCAUCCUCAAACAGUUACACAGAUCUGCCAUUGAGUAUGUCCUUUCUUCCAUUGCACAUUUGAAGAAAGCUGAGGCUGAGUCAAUCUGACACCAUCUUGGGAUGAAUUUCUAGGAACACUCUUCAUUCAUGAUGUUUUUCAUAUAUUUAUUACUUGAAUGCUGAUAGUGCUAUUUAUCUUGUUGUAUCCUGAAUUUUCUUUUAGAGAGCAAUCCCAAAGUAAAGACACAUCUUCAUUUUUUUUCAUUUAAAUUGGGAUUUACUGUAGUCAUGGAACGGCACAUCUUCAUUUAGCUGUUCUUAAUAGUGUAUGUUCGUAUUACUGUACCUCUGUGUAAAUUCAGACCCACCAAAGUGCUAAUAAGAGACAUUUGGAGAAUUGACAUAUUUGAUACAGCAACACAUUGCAUGAAUGUAUGUAUUAUAUCAAAUUAACUCUUAGAUGAUGUUUUGCCACAGAUUUCAUUUGCAAAUGGAAAAAAAAACAGCUUGAUGCUUUAUUUUGCUUAUAGUUAUUUUUCCACAGCAAGCAAUUUUGUUAUGUAUCUCAAGUGUUUUACCUCUGUAAAUCCUUUUAUUUUGUUUUCAUCAAGUUUUUUUUUUUGAUAUAUUAUGGAUUUGCCUUGCAUGUUUUACUAACUUUACAAAGGAUAUUUGGGUAAAAAAAAUGUUAGUGUAAAGUAAAGACAACUGCAGAUGUACCUGCUGAUAAUUUUAGAAAUAUAUAAAUCCACAAACUAACUGGUUCAUUUUGCUUAUGGGGCAGACUUUGCUUAGAAUGAUAUGGUGAGUGGAUUAUGUUGUAUGUGCUGAACAUAACACUAUGUUGUAAAUAAAUAUGCUCUGAAGAGGCA